AUGAACAUGAGAUCUGCGUGUUUACGGCGAGAUGUCAGAGUUGGGAUAUUGAGAGUGGAGCGCAGCAAAAGACAGGAAACGAUUUUGUACUCGUUCCAGACGCAAUUGAUCACAGGCCAGAUAAGGAAACCAAACUACCGAUCCAUACUCGAGGAUGGAACGGACAAGGUUGAAGUAGAGGGUACGGAGACAGGUGGCGGAGGUAAAGAGGGAUGUGUUUCGUUUGAUGAAUCCGAGGAUCUUCAAGCUCUUUCCACGGUGGCUGGCAGUUGUAAUGCAUCGAAGCCAACAGUUUGUCAACCCAUACGCAAAAAUGUGAUGGUAGAGCUGAAUUUAAUGCAUAACAAAGCAUGUAUGUUGUGUGGACAUAAAGAAAUAAGUGAAAAAUUAUAUGGAUUAUUAUACCAAUUAGAUGAUGUUGUUAUUCAUCAUUAUUGUAUUCUAUUAUCAUCAAGAUCCCUUCAAAAUGGUGCAGACAAUGAAGGGAUUUAUGGAUUUUUAUUAAAAGAUAUAAGAGCUGAACUGUCUCGAGCAUCUAAGCAAAAUUGCUUUUAUUGCAAAAAAAAAGGCGCUUCCAUAUUAUGCUGUCGAGGAAAAUGCCAAAAAUUGGACCCCUCCUGGGAAACUGUACCCAAUGCUUUUGCCGAGCUCUCAGAAAGGCAACAAAAAUGCAGUAUAGAAACAUGUCUAUGUCCAUACAACGAAGAGUAUCAACUCCCAUCCGGACCAUGGGAAAUUCUUUUGUGCAAUUCAUGUGGAUCAAAUGGAACACAUAGGUUGUGCAGUUAUCUUGAACAAGAGUGGUGCUGUUCAGUUUGCAAAGGAGUUUCAGAUAAGGAUGCAGCAAAGAAGAAAAUUAAAUUAGAAUCGCUUGAUAAUUGUAGUGGAAGUUUGAGUAUGUCUGAAGGGCAAGUCUCGACUCACAAUGGAGAAGUAUCUCAAAGACGUCAUAGUAUCAUAGAUGAUUCAAUACUUAUAUUGGAUUCAAAUGACAGCAAUGAUAGUAAUAGCAGUGUACAGUGUAUAUCUGACGAUGAACAACAAGUUGAGCAAAUGCCUCAAAUACAGUUGCCAAUAAUAUCUAGUUACGGAUCAAUUCAAGAAGGCUUUAUGAGUGAUUUUUUUAACAGGCAUGGAUAUCCUGCUUUUGCAAACCAUUCAAUGAAUAAGUAUUCUAAUUAA
Molecule: messenger RNA, 1182 nt
Organism: Metopolophium dirhodum (rose-grain aphid)
Lineage: Eukaryota; Metazoa; Arthropoda; Insecta; Hemiptera; Aphididae
Exons: 9
Coding region: 1-1182 (393 amino acids)
Cellular component (GO): nucleus
Source: RefSeq, a predicted model, not a curated record